AUGAAGCCUAUUGUAAUAUCAGGUCCAUCAGGUGGAGGUAAAAGUACCAUUAUUACUAGAGCAAUGCAAGCAUAUCCGAAUGCGUUUGCAUUUGCUGUUUCACAUACGACACGAAAACCACGACCUGGAGAGAUUGAUGGGAAAAAUUAUUGGUUUAUAACCGAGAAAAAAUUUAACGAAAUGAUCAAAGAUAAUGAAUUUCUGGAGUAUGCAACUUUUGGUGGCAAUAUCUACGGAACAUCGAAAAAAGCAUUGGAAGAUAUAUCGAAAGCAGGGUGUAUAUGCAUCUUAGAUGUGGAGCUACAGGGUGUCCGUACUAUACACAAAUGUGGAUUAGAUGCAAAAUAUAUUCUGAUCAGAGCGCCAAGUUUGGAAAUAUUGGAACAGCGCUUGCGUGCUCGUGAGACAGAAACCGAAGAAUCGUUGAAAAAACGCAUGAAACAUGCAGAAGACGAUUUAAAUGCUGUGGAUGCCGAGCCGACUUUAUUUGAUUUUGUGAUAGUAAACGACGAUUUCGAACGAGCCUAUAAUGAUUUUUUAACAGCAAUUAAAGAGGAGUUGAGCGAAUUUAUGUCUCAAAGGACGAAAUAA
Messenger RNA from Brugia malayi, 591 nucleotides. It is a transcript of the gene Bma-guk-1, whose product is annotated as guanylate kinase, putative. Bases 1 to 591 code for a protein of 196 amino acids. Gene Ontology annotation, cellular component: cytosol. Gene Ontology annotation, biological process: purine nucleotide metabolic process. Lineage: Eukaryota; Metazoa; Nematoda; Chromadorea; Rhabditida; Onchocercidae. Gene Ontology annotation, molecular function: GMP kinase activity. The record is from RefSeq and is a predicted model, not a curated record. The transcript is spliced from 5 exons.